This is a messenger RNA of Marmota flaviventris (yellow-bellied marmot), 1549 nucleotides long. NCBI's taxonomy places the organism in Eukaryota, Metazoa, Chordata, Mammalia, Rodentia, Sciuridae. The record is from RefSeq and is a predicted model, not a curated record.
AGGAGAAGGUGGAGAUGCAGCGGCAGCGCUUCAGGUUGGAGUUUGAGAAGCACCGCGGCUUUCUGGCCCUUGAAGAGCAGCUGCAGCUGAGGAGGCUGGAGGAGGAGGAGAGAGCCACCCUGCAGAGACUGCGGGACAGUAAGGACCAGCUGGCCCAGCACAGCAAGGCCCUCAAGGAGCUGGCAGAGGAGCUGGAGGAGAGGUGCCAGCGCCCAGCCCUGGGGCUGCUGGAGGGUGUGCAAGGAGCCCUGAGCCGGUUCUCUGCUCUUCUCAGAAGUAAGGCUGUGAUGCCGCUGGAACCAGAGACCAUCCCCAUGGAGCUGAAGACCCCAUGUCGAAUCCCUGGCAUGCGGGAAAUGUUGAGGAGAUUCCAAGGUGGGUGGAGCCCUGGAGCCUGGGAACUGAUGCUGAGAGUGUGGGGCUUACUGCCGCCCUUACUGCCCUGGCCUGUGGCCACAGCAGAGCAGCCACAGCAGAGCCUCAGGUCUCUGAGACUCACUGUGUGAGUGUGCUGUCAUAUGCGAGUGAACUCUCAGGGUGUCGUGGCCUCUCACCUGGGGCCCAGCCUGGCAGACUUCCAGCUCCUUCCCGGAUACAAUGCGUCAGCCCUGCCCAGCAGAACAUGUGGGUGUCUCCCUCGAGGAGUCGAUCAGUUCUCCAGGGUUGCCCCGCUGGCUCCCACUCACUCUAUUCUGACACUGUCCACCUGCAGGCAUCAUCGAAUCCCACAGGUUGAGGGCCUGGUCCUGCAAAGCUGUGCCCUGCUUCAGGAGCAAGGAACAAGCAGGCUGUGGCUUGUGCCUCUGACCAGCCAACUGCAAAGCAGCUUUCCCAGGACCCGCUCUAUGAGCGUGGUUUGUUUGCUAGAGCAGCCCCCAGAACUCAGACCCUACUCACACUUGGUCAGUUAUUGUACAGGGUGUUGCAGAGGAUGGGGACCAACAGCCGGGUGGAGGAAACCAAUAGGGUUGGUGUGAGGAGGGGCAACACGCCCUCUCUGGGUGCUCCUUGCAGGAUCUCCUUGUGUGCCGCCACUGGCAAGCUCUGUCUUUGGGUUUAUGGAGGCUUCAUUCAGCAGGCAUGACCAGUGACACCACUGGCCACUGCUGGCCCCUGGAGCUUCAGCCCCCACUCUCCUCCCAGAGGUAGGGGGAUGUUGGACUGAAGGUUCUAUCCCUUUAAUCCCAAGGGGUUUCUCUGGAAACCAGUCCCCAUCCUGAGGUCAUCUAGGCCACCAAGCACCAGCCAUCUCACUAGCAUGCAAAAGAGUCCCUUGUCUCAGGACUUUUGGGAACUGGUGUGUCAGGACCUGGGACAUAGACCAAAAAUAUACUGCACUCUCUCACCAUGACUCAUGCACUGCCCUUGGCCUUCCUGAGGAUUUCAGUGUCAGGCUGUGAAGGGGUGGAGCAGUGCACCUGCCUGCAGGAAGGGGGAGGGGACAUUUGUGCACAAUCCGAGCAGAUGCCAGUCAGGGACACCCAGAGGGUCUGCACGAAAUGGCUUUGUUCACCCAAUCAUGUUGUUCUUUAAAAUGGUGACGAUUCAA